Messenger RNA from Oryza brachyantha (malo sina), 2661 nucleotides. RefSeq names its product protein ACTIVITY OF BC1 COMPLEX KINASE 8, chloroplastic. Bases 105 to 2396 code for a protein of 763 amino acids. Lineage: Eukaryota; Viridiplantae; Streptophyta; Magnoliopsida; Poales; Poaceae. The transcript is spliced from 20 exons. Gene Ontology annotation, biological process: regulation of response to reactive oxygen species. The record is from RefSeq and is a predicted model, not a curated record.
AUCUCUCUCUCCUCCGCCGCCUCCUCCUCUCGCUUCCGCUUCUCACCGGUCGCCGCCGCACGAACCCACGCGGCAGGCCCAAACCCUACGAGUCACCCGUCGCCAUGUCGGCCUCGGCCGCGGCCGGGGCGGUCUCCCUCGUCGCCACCUCCGCGUCGCUGUCCGUGCCCGACCACCUCCGCCUACGCCGCUUCCGCCUCCACCCGCGCCCGCCGCCAACGGCGCAGCCGACGCAGCUCCUGCGGGGCGACCGCCACCGCCGCCGCAGCCGCUUCGUUCUCGCCGUCCUGCAGGAGGACCGCGCCGCCUCCGCCUCGCCGGAGGAGGAGGCGAGGAGGUACGGGCUCAACGGGAGCGCGAGCGGGGUCGGGUACGACGAUGCCGCCGUGGAGGCGUACCUCGGGUCCAACGGCAACGGGAGAGGGAACGGUGCGGCGAUGAAGCCGCCCGCGGAGUCACAGACCAGCGCCGUGCUGGUCUCCGCCUCCGCGGCGCCGGGGGAUGAUGAGAGGAGGAGGAAAGAGCGGGUGGAGGAGAUCGGCAGGGAGGACGCUUGGUUCAAGCAGGGCGGCGGGGAGUCCAUGCCCGAGGUGUCCGUUGCUCCUGGUGGUCGCUGGAAUCGGUUUAAAACCUAUUCGACAAUUCAAAGGACGUUGGAAAUAUGGGGCUUUGUUUUUAAGUUUAUAUUCAGAGCUUGGCUCAAUAACCAGAAGUUCACUUAUCGAGGAGGGAUGACGGAAGAGAAAAGGGUACUGAGGAGGAAAGUUCUCGCCAAGUGGCUUAAGGAGAGUAUUUUGAGAUUAGGUCCCACAUUUAUCAAAAUUGGGCAGCAGUUCUCCACCAGAGUGGACAUUCUUCCACAGGAAUAUGUGGAUCAGUUAUCUGAAUUACAGGACCAAGUUCCUCCAUUUCCUUCAGAGACAGCGGUGUCAAUUAUUGAGGAAGAGCUAGGGGCAUCUGUGAAUAAGAUUUUUGAUCGAUUUGACUUUGAACCAAUAGCUGCUGCUAGCCUCGGCCAGGUUCAUCGGGCAUGCUUGAAUGGGAAAGAAGUUGUCAUCAAAGUACAAAGGCCUGGUCUGAAGGACCUUUUUGAUAUUGAUCUGAAGAACUUAAGAGUAAUAGCAGAAUACCUUCAGAAAGUGGACCCAAAGUCAGAUGGUGCCAAGAGGGACUGGGUUGCCAUCUAUGACGAGUGUGCAUCUGUUUUGUAUCAGGAAAUAGACUAUACAAAGGAAGCAUUUAAUGCUGAAAAAUUUUCUGAAAACUUCAAAAAUAUGGAUUAUGUUAAGGUUCCAGAGAUUUUGUGGGAGUACACUACACCUCAGGUUUUAACAAUGGAAUACGUCCCAGGAAUCAAAAUAAAUAGGAUAAAGCAACUAGAUAAAUUAGGAGUUGAUCGGAAAAGGUUGGGUCGGUAUGCUGUUGAGUCCUACCUGGAGCAGAUCCUAUCUCAUGGAUUUUUCCAUGCUGAUCCGCAUCCAGGAAAUAUUGCUGUUGAUGAUGUCAACGGUGGGAGGCUUAUCUUCUAUGACUUUGGAAUGAUGGGAAGUAUUAGUUCAAAUAUCCGGGAAGGGUUGCUUGAAGCUUUCUAUGGAGUUUAUGAAAAAGAUCCUGAUAGAGUGCUUCAAUCAAUGAUACAAAUGGGUGUCCUUGUUCCUACUGGGGAUAUGACGGCCGUCAGAAGAACAGCUCAAUUUUUCCUUGAUAGCUUCGAAGAGCGUCUGGCAGCACAAAGGAAAGAAAGAGAGAUGGCGACUGAACAACUUGGAUUUAAGAAGCAGUUGACUAAGGAGGAGAAGUUUGAAAAGAAGAAGCAAAGGCUUGCUGCUAUCGGAGAGGAUCUUUUGGCAAUAGCUGCUGAUCAACCAUUUCGAUUUCCUGCCACCUUCACUUUUGUGGUCAGAGCAUUCUCAGUACUAGAUGGUAUCGGGAAGGGCCUUGAUCCUAGAUUUGAUAUCACAGAGAUUGCUAAACCAUAUGCCAUGGAGUUGCUAAAAUUUAAUGAAGCUGGAGUUGAAGUAAUUGUCAAGGAUGCGAAGAAGAGAUGGGAAAGGCAGUCCCGUGCAUUCUAUAAUUUAUUUCGCCAGCCUGACCGAGUUGAAAAGCUUGCGCAAAUCAUUGAGCGUUUGGAGCAAGGUGAUCUCAAGCUUCGUGUCAGAACAUUGGAGUCAGAAAGAGCAUUCAAAAGAGUUGCAGCUGUACAGAAAACAAUUGGAUAUGGAGUUGCUGCAGGUAGUUUGGUAAACCUCGCUACCGUUCUCUACCUCAAUUCAAUCCGGUUUCCAGCGACCAUAGCAUACUCUCUCUGCGCGUUCUUCGGCCUGCAAGUCCUGGUCGGCCUUAUCAAGGUCAAGAAGUUGGAUCAACAGGAGAGAUUGAUAACCGGCACUGCUUGAGUUUAGACAAAACUGGUGAGAGCUGACCCGUGAUUUUUUGGUGUCAUCCACAGCGGCUAUAUAUAUAUAUAUAUAUAUUCCCCGUUUUCUUUGUGUCCAAAUUUUAGCCCCUCCCUCACGUUGUAGCAUAGCCAUCCGUGUACAAUAAUUGUAUGUAUAUGUAGAUGCGGUUAAUAGAUGCAAAUGUACAUACAUAUAGUGUACAAUAGACAUUCACUGAGGUGUCAAGCUGCUUUUGUGGCUGUAAUUCAAUCUUCAAUCUCUC